This is a messenger RNA of Daphnia pulex (common water flea), 2107 nucleotides long. It is a transcript of the gene waw, whose product is annotated as translation factor Guf1, mitochondrial-like. The record is from RefSeq and is a predicted model, not a curated record. Gene Ontology annotation, molecular function: GTP binding; GTPase activity; mitochondrial ribosome binding. NCBI's taxonomy places the organism in Eukaryota, Metazoa, Arthropoda, Branchiopoda, Diplostraca, Daphniidae. The coding region runs from base 93 to 2081 and encodes 662 amino acids. The transcript is spliced from 12 exons. Gene Ontology annotation, biological process: positive regulation of translation. Gene Ontology annotation, cellular component: mitochondrion.
CGGCAAACUGCUGUCUGCUAUUUAUUUUCAAAAGAAAAUAGAAACCAUUGCCGGAAUUAUUACACAUAGAAGUUGAUUAAUAAGUAAAUCUGAUGAUGUGGAAAUCACGUUCCAUUCGCCAUGCUUUUAAAAUGUGCAGAUGCAAAUCCUAUAAACAUGUGUUUUGGAAGAGACAAAUAUUUCUUUUGCCAGAGCACAUGAGUCUCCAACAAAGUUUUCAACACUAUUCCAGUAAAUCUAAAUCUGAAAUUGACCUAACCUUAUUCCCUGUCGAGAGGAUCAGAAAUUUUUCAAUCAUAGCUCAUAUUGAUCAUGGGAAGAGUACUCUUGCAGAUAGGCUAUUAGAAUUAACAGGAACAAUUAGCAAAGGAGGUCAUGAAGCCCAAAUGCUUGAUCGUUUGCAAGUAGAAAGGGAGAGAGGCAUUACAGUGAAAGCUCAAACUGCCACAUUAGUAUAUAAUUAUCAAGGAAAUGACUAUUUGCUGAAUUUAAUCGAUACACCGGGGCACGUCGAUUUCUCCUUUGAAGUAUCACGGUCAUUGGCAGCUUGCCAGGGGGUUAUUCUUUUAGUUGAUGCAAAUCAAGGAGUUCAAGCUCAGACAGUUGCAAAUUUUUUCCUUGCUUUUUCUCAAAAUCUGGCAAUAGUUCCUGUCAUGAAUAAAAUUGACCUGAAAAAUGCUGACCCCGAGAGCGUAGCUACUCAAAUGAAAAAUGUGUUUGAAUUUGAACCGAAGAAUAUCUUACGUAUUUCAGCUAAAACAGGCCUUAACGUAGACGCGGUACUUCAGUCCAUUGUAGAACGUAUUCCUCCUCCGAAACAUUGUAAUAUAAAUAAGCCUUUUCGAGCUUUACUGUUUGAUAGUUGGUACGACCGAUACCGGGGAGUUAUAGCGGUAAUUGCUGUAAUUGACGGAAUUAUUCGCAACGGUGACGCCAUUAGCGCAAAGCAUACGGGCAAAUCCUACGAAAUUAAAGAUCUUGGGAUCCUUCAACCUAACGAAGUCAGCCUCUCCUGUUUGCAAGCAGGACAGGUUGGAUACGUUGUUUGCAAUAUGCGUUCGAGUAAUGAGGCAAAAGUUGGCGACACGUUGUUCAAAAAGGGUUUAACAAAUGUCGAAGAAGUAGCUUCAUUUCGACAAUCCAAGCCAAUGGUCUUUGCUGGUGUUUACCCAAUGGAUCAGUCUGAAACGGCAGCGCUCCGAAGUGCUUUAGAUAAGCUUACUUUAAACGAUUCUAGCGUCACUGUUGCCAAAGAAUCAAGUGCUGCUCUCGGACAAGGUUGGCGACUCGGUUUUUUAGGUCUUCUUCACAUGGAAGUCUUCAAUCAACGCCUCGAGCAAGAGUACGGAGCUGAAGUUAUCGUCACAGUUCCCAGUGUUCCCUACAAAAUUAGGCUACUUGGCGAAAAGAAUAUUAAGUUAUAUGGAGCAAGAGAUAUCAUUGUAAAUAAUCCUGCUCAGUUUCCAGAUAUAUCAAUUAUUGAACAGUUUUUUGAGCCCAUGGUUCUAGGCACUAUUAUAACCCCAGAUGUCUAUUUCGGACCAAUUAUGUCUUUGGCCUUGGAUCGACGAGGUGUUCAAAUUGACUCGAAAAACAUAGACAAUUCACGAAUCAUGAUGCAGUUUAGGUUUCCCUUGAAUGAAAUAGCCGUCGAUUUUUAUGAUGCUUUGAAAUCUCUUUCAUCCGGUUAUGCUAGUUUUGACUACGAAGAAGAUGGUUUUCAAGAAUCGGAUAUUGUCAAGUUGAACCUAAUGUUGAACGGCGAAAUUGUAGAAGAACUGUGCACAGUCGUUCAUGUUAGCAAAGCUCGUAAAUACGGGAAAGAGAUUUGUCUGCGCUUGGCUGAAACGAUACCAAGACAGAUGUUUCAAGUUGCGAUUCAGGCCGUUAUUGGUGGCAAAGUGGUGGCUCGGGAAAACGUCGCAGCCCUACGGAAAGAUGUCACUGCCAAAUGCUACGGUGGUGAUAUCUCGCGGAAGAUGAAACUUCUGAAACGACAAGCUGAAGGAAAAAAGCGAAUGAAAUCCAUCGCCAAUAUUGAAAUCCCUAGAGAAACUUUUAUAAAAGUGUUAAAACGGUGAAAUACGACGCUGUUCAUAGUACCGAG